AUGUCAAAUACUGCUAAUAAGAACGUCCCUGCUCCUAAAUUGAAGAAAGAAAUUUAAAAUUAAUCAACAACAAAGCUCACAUCUUCAACCCUUAAGAAACAACCGUAUUAUAUAAUUUAAUUUAAGAGUCUCAUAAAUCUAAAAAGCAAGCGAGCCACCUUAAAAGAAAACUGCAAACACUGACUCAUUGCUUGAAAAAACUUCAGAAUCAGCAUAGGCUGCAAAAUCAACUAAAGUUGUUCGAACUACAACAAAAUCAAUCACUACAAAAAUAGAUGAUGGAAAGAUUAAACAACAAUCUGAAUUAACAAUUAAAUAAGAUUCAACUUUGAAUAAGAAUUCAAAAAAAUAAACUUUAAAACCUGGAAAAUAGUAAGAAAAACAAAAAGCGGAACAAUAAAAAGAUUAAAGACAACCUAAGGGCCCAGAAGGAGUAAAAUAUCAAGAUGAGACAAAUUCUUAGGCAUCAAAUCAAUUUGAUUAAACAUAAGAUAUUAAUAACUCGAUAAUAGAUUAAGAAUAAAUUGAAGAGAAUUUGAACUAAGAAACUAUGGAAGUCAAUAAUUAGGAUAGUUUUUUAAAUGAAGAAUAAUUUGAAUAAGGAAAUUAAAAUAUUUUAUCACAAAAAGAAAAUAUAAAUUAAUCAAUAAAUCUUGAUUGUGAAGGAGAUAAUUUAUAGUCUGUUAAAUUAGAUGAUGCAAAUAUAGAUGAUAGUAAAUCACCAUACAAAGAAGUAAAUUUGAUUGAAUAUGAUGAUAAUGAUUCGAAAAAUAUAGAAUAAGAUUUAAAUAUGUUAGAAAAAUAGGAUGGUUAAGAGGAAAAACUAACUUAUAAUUAUGAAUAAUCAAAAAAAAGUCUAUAAGAAAAUAUAAAUAUAAUCGAGUAGUAAAUGACGUAAAAUGUAGAUGUAUAAACAAGCACUAAAUAUUAUUAAUAAAUAAAUAAUUAAUAAGAUGGAGAAAACAAAUAAGAAAAUGAAACCAAUCAUUAAGAUUAAUAAUAAAUUUAAGAAGAUUAACAAUCAAAUAACUUACAAUCUUAAUAAUAAACAGAAGAUCAUCAAGAAAUUAAAUAAUAAGAUGGAGAAUACAAAUAAGAAAAUGAAACAAAUCAUUAAGAUUAAUAAUAAGUUUAAGAAGAUUAACAAUCAAAUAACUUACAAUCUUAAUAAUAAACAGAAGAUCAUCAAGAAAUUAAUUAAUAAGAUGGAGAAUAAUAAGAAAAGGAAACCAAUUAUUAAGAUUAAUAAUAAAUUUAAGAAGAUUAACAAUCAAAUAACUUACAAUCUUAAUAAUAAACAGAAGUUCAUCAAGAAAAUAAUUAAUUAGAUGGAGGAUAAACACUUGAAAAUGAAACUAAUCAUUAAUAAAUUUAAGAAGAUUAACAAUCAAAUAACUUACAAUCUUAAUAAUAAACAGAAGAUCAUCAAGAAAUUAAUUAAUUAGAUGGAGGAUAUACACUUGAAAAUGAAACUAAUCAUUAAGAUUAAUAAUAAAUUUAAGAAGAUUAACAAUCAAAUAAUUUACAAUCUUAAUAAUAAACAGAAGUUCAUCAAGAAAAUAAUUAAUUAGAUGGAGGAUAUACACUUGAAAAUGAAACUAAUCAUUAAGAUUAAUAAUAAAUUUAAGAAGAUUAACAAUCAAAUAAUUUACAAUCUUAAUAAUAAACAGAAGUUCAUCAAGAAAAUAAUUAAUUAGAUGGAGGAUAUACACUUGAAAAUGAAACAAAUCAUUAAGAUUAAUAAUAAAUUUAAGAAGAUUAACAAUCAAAUAAUUUACAAUCUUAAUAAUAAACAGAAGUUCAUCAAGAAAAUAAUUAAUUAGAUGGAGGAUAUACACUUGAAAAUGAAACAAAUCAUUAAGAUUAAUAAUAAAUUUAAGAAGAUUAACAAUCAAAUAAUUUACAAUCUUAAUAAUAAACAGAAGUUCAUCAAGAAAAUAAUUAAUUAGAUGGAGGAUAUACACUUGAAAAUGAAACUAAUCAUUAAGAUUAAUAAUAAAUUUAAGAAGAUUAACAAUCAAAUAAUUUACAAUCUUAAUAAUAAACAGAAGUUCAUCAAGAAAAUAAUUAAUUAGAUGGAGGAUAUACACUUGAAAAUGAAACAAAUCAUUAAGAUUAAUAAUAAAUUUAAGAAGAUUAACAAUCAAAUAAUUUACAAUCUUAAUAAUAAACAGAAGUUCAUCAAGAAAAUAAUUAAUUAGAUGGAGGAUAUACACUUGAAAAUGAAACAAAUCAUUAAGAUUAAUAAUAAAUUUAAGAAGAUUAACAAUCAAAUAAUUUACAAUCUUAAUAAUAAACAGAAGUUCAUCAAGAAAAUAAUUAAUUAGAUGGAGGAUAUACACUUGAAAAUGAAACAAAUCAUUAAGAUUAAUAAUAAAUUUAAGAAGAUUAACAAUCAAAUAAUUUACAAUCUUAAUAAUAAACAGAAGUUCAUCAAGAAAAUAAUUAAUUAGAUGGAGGAUAUACACUUGAAAAUGAAACAAAUCAUUAAGAUUAAUAAUAAAUUUAAGAAGAUUAACAAUCAAAUAAUUUACAAUCUUAAUAAUAAACAGAAGUUCAUCAAGAAAAUAAUUAAUUAGAUGGAGGAUAUACACUUGAAAAUGAAACAAAUCAUUAAGAUUAAUAAUAAAUUUAAGAAGAUUAACAAUCAAAUAAUUUACAAUCUUAAUAAUAAACAGAAGUUCAUCAAGAAAAUAAUUAAUUAGAUGGAGGAUAUACACUUGAAAAUGAAACAAAUCAUUAAGAUUAAUAAUAAAUUUAAGAAGAUUAACAAUCAAAUAAUUUACAAUCUUAAUAAUAAACAGAAGUUCAUCAAGAAAAUAAUUAAUUAGAUGGAGGAUAUACACUUGAAAAUGAAACAAAUCAUUAAGAUUAAUAAUAAAUUUAAGAAGAUUAACAAUCAAAUAAUUUACAAUCUUAAUAAUAAACAGAAGUUCAUCAAGAAAAUAAUUAAUUAGAUGGAGGAUAUACACUUGAAAAUGAAACAAAUCAUUAAGAUUAAUAAUAAAUUUAAGAAGAUUAACAAUCAAAUAAUUUACAAUCUUAAUAAUAAACAGAAGUUCAUCAAGAAAAUAAUUAAUAAGAUGGAGAAUACAAAUAAGAAAAUGAAACUACUCAUUAAGAUUAAUAAUAAAUUUAAGAAGAUUAACAAUCAAAUAAUUUACAAUCUUAAUAAUAAACAGAAGUUCAUCAAGAAAAUAAUUAAUUAGAUGGAGAAUAAUAAGAAAAUGAAACAAAUCAUUAAGAUUAAUAAUAAAUUUAAGAUGAUUAACAAUCAAAUAAUUUACAAUCUUAUUAAUAAGCACAAGUUUAUCAUGAAAAUAUUCAAUUAAAUGGAGAAAAUAAACUUGCAAAUGAUGUCAAUCAUUAAGAAUAAUAAUAUAUUUAUGAUAAUUAACCAUCAAAUAACUAACAAUAUAAAUAAUAAACAGCUUAUGUUUUACAACUUGGAAAAUAAUAACCUCAAUAAUAAUAUAUUUAAUAAUAAAAGGAUUAGACAACAUUUACUUAUUAUUAAUAGUAGUAGUAAGAUUAUAAUAAUUUCUUACAUAUCUAAUAAAAUAAAUAAUCUAUUUAGGACGAUAAAACUCAAAAAUUAACUACUGUUUCUAUCAAUUCUAAUUAAGUUCAAUAAUCUACGAACUAAAACGCUAUUGAUAAUUUUCCUUUAUCCUAUAAUACAUCAAAUCUAGAAUUGAAAUAAAACGACUCAAAUAAAACCUGUGUUUUUAUUUCAACUUAAUCUACAAAUAAGGAUCAAAGCAAUCCUUCAAAAACAUUAGAAAAAAAUCAUCAUAAUUUAAAUAUUUCUUAAGAAGAUCCUAGCUUAUAAAAUACUAAAGAAAUAUAAUUUAAUGAUAACCCAAAUUAUAAACCAGGUCAAAAUAGCAACAGAUUUGAAAAAUACAAUGAAAUUGAAGACUAAAAUUAAACUCAAGAUAUGAUUGAAUAAAGCUAAUUUUUAUAGGAUGAUAAAACAGAUUUAUUAUAUAAAAACUAAAACUUAGUAAAUGAUUAGAUUACAGAUUAUAAUCUAACAUAAGUUGAAGAAAAUACUAAUGAACAAUAUCAAUAAAAGGAUAAGAAAAUUUAAAAUACCCUACAAGUUAAACAAGAUGAUUAUAUAGUCGAUAUUAAAUAAGGCAAUCAGACACCAUCCAAUAAUGUUCAAGAGAAAAAGCAAUAAAAAAAAAAAACAUUAAUUUGUAAAUGUUGCUAAUUAAUUUGA
This is a messenger RNA of Paramecium pentaurelia, 4228 nucleotides long. Lineage: Eukaryota; Ciliophora; Oligohymenophorea; Peniculida; Parameciidae. The record is from the annotation of a GenBank genome assembly.